Molecule: messenger RNA, 3012 nt
Organism: Closterium sp. NIES-67
Lineage: Eukaryota; Viridiplantae; Streptophyta; Zygnematophyceae; Desmidiales; Closteriaceae
Source: the annotation of a GenBank genome assembly
CAUGUGUGUAUCUAGAUUCUGCUAAGGCCUGCAAGGAACGCCGAGCAGGAAUCUACCACUUGGUUACGCGCCGAGUCGAUGCCCCCAUAGGACUUCCCGCGAGAGAAGCCAUGAUUCGCGCCUCAGCGCUCCUCCCCUCUCGCGGGAACCCCACUCACGGAAGCACCGCGACGGCGUUCCCGCGCAUGCGCGCUCUUUUGCCCGCGCCAGCCUCCACUUCCGCUUCCGCCGCUCCGCGCACGACGCUGUUGCGGGGAUUGGAUGCGGGCCUGCGCGGAAGCGGGAGCUGCGCGGGAGGCAGGCAGGGCGGCGGGCGUCGUGGGGUGCUUGCGCGGAUAAGCGGACCAUCGUCGGAAUUCGUACGGGCUAGGGGGAAUGGAAGCGGUAGUAUCGACUCUGCUGCUGCUGCUGGUGACUGCUGGCUCCGAGGUGUGGGCGUUACGUGGGGUGAAAGGGGUGCUUUUAGCGGGAGUGCUGCUAGUACUAGUCCCAGUGAUAGCCGCCAGCGGUUCUAUAACACCAAUGGAGGUAGCGGACGGUAUUCAUCCGUUACAGUCACAUGCUCUGCGGGAGGAUCGCCCUCGCUUGUAGCACCAGCAGCCACGUCAGAUUCACCCUCGCGCGUAUCGAUCCUCUUCGCCGCUGGCGGCACAGGCGGCCACGUGUACCCGGCCGUCGCCGUCGCCGACGCCGUCCGAUCCCGCGAUCCAACGGCCGAGAUCAACUUCGUCGGAACCAGGGAGCGCAUGGAAUGGACGGCUGUCCCUCGCGCAGGCUACCCGAUCCAUCCAAUCCCUGCCGUCUGUAUCCGCCGCCCGCUCCUCGCCUCUCUCACCAACCUCCUCCUCCCGAUCCGCUUUCUACACGCGCUCUUCCUCUGCGUUCUCCUAAUCUCGCGAUUAAAGCCUGACGUCGUAGUAGGCACGGGAGGGUACGUGUCCGCGCCCACGUGUCUAGCGGCUGUGAUCUGUCGCGUACCCCUCGUGCUUCAGGAGCAGAACGCGCACGCGGGAAUCGCGAACCGCCUGCUCGGCCGUUUCGCGACCGUCGUUUUCGUCGCCUUUGCCGUCGCCCAGCGGUUCUUUCCAACCAGGCGCUGCCACGUGGCGGGGAACCCCACGCGCGCGGUGCUGCGAGCGGUGAGGGAGGGGGGGGAAGCGAAGCGAGACGAGGCGAUUAAGUACUUCUUCCCCCGGGCAGCAGCAGCAGCAGUACCUGGGCGGAGAGCGCAGGUGGUGCUGGUUCUGGGGGGCUCGCUGGGCGCAGAGCCCGUCAAUAGAGCAGUAGCAGGAGCGCUGCAGCGGCUGCUCGAUGGGCGCAGCAGUGUGGAGUGCGGUGGUGAGGGGCUGGAUGGUGCGCAGGAUGGUGGGGAGAGGGGGAAGGGAAGCGAGGGAAGAGAGGGGGGGGAGAGGGGCGGGCAGAGCGAGGUGCAUGUGAUAUGGCAGGCCGGUGCAAGGCACGUGGAGGAGAUGAGAGCUCUUCCUCUGGCGUCUCAUCCCCGCGUCUCCCUCAUGCCCUUCAUAGAUCGAAUGGAGCUGGCGUAUGCAGCAGCGGAUGUGGUGGUGGCGCGUGCAGGCGCUGUCACGUGCUCGGAACUGCUCGCCACUGCCACGCCAUGCAUCCUGGUGCCAUCACCACAUGUGGCAGAGGACCAUCAGACGGUGAAUGCGCGUGCCAUGGUUGGUGCGGGAGCAGCCGUCAUGCUGCCACAGACCCAGCUGUCCCCAGACACCCUCCUCUCGGCUGUCACCUCACUGCUCGGGGACGACACAAGGCAGGAGACGAUGAGGGAGAGAGCAGAGGCUGCUGCCACUGCCGACGCUGCUGACGUCAUGGCCCAGGAGGUGCUCAGACUGGCGGAACAGCACAAAGCCACGCCUAGGUUCGCCGAGAGGGAUGGGUAGAAAUUUAAAGUACCGGUGUGCAUUGCACAGGUGGGUGCACCCAUUGGUUGGGUGCGCAGGACUGCUGCAAUGGUGUGUCAGUGGCGGGGAUUUCAAGCCUCGAGCGGCCCGGUUGAGUAUUGUGGGCAAUGGGUGCACCCACCAGUUCAAUGGUGCAAUGCAAGCCCUGUGCCAAGGCUAGUACCAGACAGCUGCCCUGGGGGAGGCUCUAGGUUACCCAUUGGAAAGGGCAUGGUGCGCGUGUCCAGAUGAUUGGGGCGGUGGAUGCAUGAUAUGUACCGGUAUGUCGAAUCAUGGUUUGGUGAAGUAUACUCGAGAGCUCAAUAUGGUUGUGCUAGUGGGAUCAUAUCUUGCAACCCACCCAUACAGCCGGUAGUGUCUGUGGUUUUGGUUGGGUUGGGCAGGUGCUGCUUGAUUGUUGUGUUGUGACCAUACAAUGAGACAAAGAGAGAAGCAUGAGUGUAACUUGGACACACACUACAGAGUUACUAUAAAAGCAGCAGCAGCAGCAGCAGCAGCAGCAGCAGCAGCAGCAGCAGGGCGGCAGGAGGAGAUCGAGAGCAAGUCGGGGAGAAGAGAGAGGUAGAGAGAGGAUAGGUGCGGCAGAAGGGGGAGGCACGCGGGAAGGGAGAGCAGUUUUGAGCAGUGGUUUACCGAGAGAGAGCGGAUAGGGGCGAGAGAGAGCCUAGACGAGGGAAGGGAGGUGUUGGAGGAUGGAGGAUAGGGGAGGAGGAGGAUCAUCGGAGGGAGGGAGAAGAGGAGAGGGAGGUCUUUGAUCGAAAGAUGGGAGAGGUGCAGGAGGAGGGUGAGGGCGGAAGGCAGCUGGCAUAGGUGCUGGCUGCUGGAGAGAACCAGAUGCCGCAGAGACAGCAGCGCCACCCCGCUGCAGGGCGCGCUGGGUACAGCAGUGGGUGCUGUAGGUACACUGGUGACAGUGACACCACUUGUCGCAUCCUCCCUCGCCCUGCCUGCAACCAGCACCGCCCCCUCUUCCCUUCCCAAUGCGCCUUCUUCUCCAACCUCGUCCAACCCUCUUCCACCCUCCUGCUGCCACUCCUCCCCAGUGCGGCAUUGCAAGGGCAGCUGCUUAAGGGCUUUGCUGUAGACA